AUGGCCGAUCAGAAAAGCUCACCCGCCAAGUCAUAUGGCUUUAUCGGGCUUGGUGUUAUGGGAUGUGGGAUGGCAAAGAAUUUAGGAGCCAAGAUACCGGAAGAUUCGACGUUAUAUGUUUGCGAGGUCGUCGCUGAACGCCGGGAUCAAUGGGUGGCUGAAACACCCGGCGACAUACAAGUCGUGACGAGCCCACGGGAAAUCUCCGACAAUUGUGACAUCAUUAUAACAAUGCUUCCCAGAGGAGAGCACGUUCGGGAAGUAUUUACGAACCGUAAUACUGGACUUCUCUCUCUGCAAUCUUCACCGAAAGCGGGUGGUAAGAUCUUCAUUGAUUGCUCAACUAUCGACGUCAAGACAUCACAAGAAAUUGGAGACGCUGUCAAGGAGUCUGGGCUUGGAGUCUUCGCCGACGCCCCAGUCUCAGGAGGUGUGGGAGGUGCCAAUGCUGGAACACUGACCUUCAUGGUUGGUAGCAGUCCAGAGGUGUUUGAACUAGUCAAGUCAACCAUUGUGCAUAUGGGCAAGCCCGAGAGCAUCUUCCAUUGUGGCGGAGCCGGUGCGGGCCUGGCCACUAAACUGAUCAACAACUAUCUGUCGGCUGUCAACAUGAUUGGAGUCUGCGAAGGGAUGAACAUGGGACGGUUAUACGGGCUCAACCCUAGUGUUCUGGCUGGAGUCAUCAACGUCUCGACAGGCAUGUCGCGCAACAGCCGAGAGCAAAACCCUGUCAAGGGAAUAUCUUCCAUUGCAUCUUCUGCCAAUGAUUUCGAGGGAGGAUUCACGACCGAGUUAUGCCGAGGUGUCCUCGAUAUGUCCUUGGAGCUGGGUGAACAGUUGAACGCAGGUAGUGUUCUGGGUCCUGUGGUUCAGACCUUUUUCAAAAAAGCUGUUCAGAGUGAAAAGUGCCAAGGGAAGGAUUUUAGAAGCAUAUAUCGACUGUUCUCGGAGGAUAAUGGUUCCGAGCUUCCUUAG
This is a messenger RNA of Ilyonectria robusta, 975 nucleotides long. RefSeq names its product NAD binding domain of 6-phosphogluconate dehydrogenase-domain-containing protein. Lineage: Eukaryota; Fungi; Ascomycota; Sordariomycetes; Hypocreales; Nectriaceae. Gene Ontology annotation, cellular component: mitochondrion. The record is from RefSeq and is a predicted model, not a curated record. The coding region runs from base 1 to 975 and encodes 324 amino acids. Gene Ontology annotation, biological process: L-valine catabolic process. Gene Ontology annotation, molecular function: NADP binding; NAD binding; 3-hydroxyisobutyrate dehydrogenase activity. The transcript has 2 exons.